CGCUGACAUGUGCCUCAGCUUGGGCGUCGGUCUGCCCGAAGGGAGCCAGCAACUCGCCGGCCGCAACUUGAGCGACGGGUUCUCGAGCUCACCCUUGUCACCGGGGUACUACGCGGAGGGGCUGUCGCUCUCGCAGAUGCGUCUGUCGCAGAUGGACGGUCGCGCCCGCUACGCCCUCGAGUACACCGACAGGGACACGACCUUUGACCCCAACAAGCCGUUCUCGCUGGAUUCGACACUGAGGGGCAGCGGUGCCUUUCGCUUCCCCGUCGACCUGAACUCGUCGCUAGAUCUGCGUCGCCCGGGAAGCACUACCGGCUACGUGACUGACGGCACCAGCCUCCCCCGCACCCUCUUUGGCGACGAGAGCAUGAGCGCCCACCAGGUGUUCGGUACCGCGUCCAGCGUGUCCAUGGGCGACGACGACGUGAGUUUUCCUUCUCUUUAUGUGUUAUGUGCAUUGUAGACACCACCGGCGACUCAAAGUAGGUUAUUCGUUGUAUAGAUUGACGGCGCCGAGAUCCUCAGCGGCUUCAUACGCAAUUGCCACGGCUACAAACCCCUCAUCGACGAGUAUGAAGAAGAGGCCGACGAGGACGAAGAUGAUGCGGAGGAGGAGGCCGAGGAGGAGCUGAUCGACGCCGACACCGGCGUGACCACGAGGACGAAGAGGAACAUGCGGGUCGGCGGCACUCGUGGUCCUAGGUGGAAGUCUUUGGAGGAUGAAUGCCUCGUCGACGCGUGGUAACAAGUGAGCUUUUGCCUCAUCACCGGCGCCAAUCAAUCCGCCGGCAAGUUCUACAAGCGCAUCCUUGAUUCAUUCAACGAGAAGAAGAACUAUGGUGUCUACUCCACCAUGCACAUGAACCGGAACGAGGGUGCCCUCUCUCACCGUUGGAACAUCAUCAAGGCGGCGUGUAGCAAGUUCCAUGGCUACUAUGAGAAGAUUAAGGCCCGGAAGGAGAGCGGCAAGACAGAUGGUGGAUUGGGUAUGUUCUAUGUCCAUUUGAUGAUGCCUAUUUCAUAAUGCAUCAUAGUAUAGCUUGUUAAUAUAAUCAUGCAAUGUUAGAUGAUCGAUGCCCUCAAGAUGUACAAGAGCCAAAAUGAGGACAAAGAUUUUCUCUUCAUGCAUUGCUUUAAGAAUCUAGAGGGUUGCAAAAAAUGGGACGCCACCCACCUCACUCUCAACAAGGACAACGUCGGGGAAGAUGGGCCUGUCAAUCUCGCCGGCGCCUCCACCAGGUGUCCCAUUGGCAACAAGAAGGCCAAGGCCGAGAGGAUUGCGGUGCCGGUAUUGGCCGCCAUGGACGCCUCCCUAGAGAAGAUGCUAUCCUCGGGCCACCUGUCGUGUGGAAGGCAAUACUCUAGAAGCAAGAUAUGAAGAUUGAGUUGGAGAGGGAGAAGGUGGAGGCGGCGAAGAUGGAAUCUCACGCCGCCGCUAUGAAAGCCACCACCGAAGCGACGCAACUUUUGUUGGCCAAUAUGACUCAAGAAUCCAAGAUCUUGAUGGCUAACAUGGCGAAGAUGGACCCAUUGGCGAGGGCGUGGCCCUAAAUGUACCGCGAGCGCAUCGGCCACGAGGUGCUAGCGGCGCAAGCUGCGUCGGCGUCCAUGAUAGCGCCAACACCGUCGACGUUCAGGCCUCCCCCGAUGCCGCCGACGUUCAUGCCUUCCCCGACGUCCGUGGAACCAGUUCCCACGAUGGAGGUGCCAUCGGUGCUCGCCGACGAUGAGGACAUCGUCUAGGUUCAGCCGGCCAUGACCCCCUUCAUCUGAUCAUUUUGCUUGAAAGCCCAAGUUGUUUUUGCAGCCGGACUAUGACGGUGAUUCAGUGGCCGUAUGUUGGCUCAAACUUCAUAUUCGAAAACAUAUUCGAAUUUGUUGGCCGUAUGUUGAUCCGAACUUCAUAUUCGAAAACCUAGUCGAAUUUCUAUGCAUGUUUUUAUGACUUUUUAUUCAAAUGAUCUAUCGGAUCGCCGAUUUGGGAAGCGCCGGUGUGGGAGCAGCACCCCAAAUAAAGGAUGAUGCGCCGACACCCCAAUCCGGCUAUACCGGCACUCCGCCGGCGCCUAAUUUAGGGCACCGGUGGAGAUGCUCUAAGGGCAUGUCCAAUGGGGUGACGCAUCCGCGGUGAUCGGAAAUGCGUCUGGUACCCGCUCCAGCGGGGCGACGCAUAGUGACCGGGCCGUUGGCGGCGACGCAAACGCGGCCCAAAUAUGCGCCAGGUUUGCGUCUCUGCGGACGCUGCACGGACACAGGCGGACGGUCACUUCAAGUGACCGGUCGCUUUUCCACCGGACCCGCCUGGCAGCGAGCCUGCAUCGAGAGCAUCACUUCCGCGGUCAGCUCUUCCGCGUAUGCGCCGCAACCUUCGCCAUCAAUAUCGCGGCGGCCUGCUGUGCACUGGCGGGCGGUGGCUGGGCCGCCUUGAAUGGCAUCUUUCCCGCGCGCGGCCGCCCUUAAUAGUCCACCUGCGCCAUCGCCCACAACACGGACACCUCCACUUCCACCACCAGAGUGCGCCGCCGCAGCACCAUGGGGAAGAAGAAUGACUUCGAGGCGUUCGGCAGCGGCAGCAAGAAAGCGGUGCGGCCGCGCAGGGUCCCGCUGCCCGUCCAUGUGGCGCGGCUCAUGCGCACGAAUUGGACGCCGUGCGACGACUGGGGGACGUGCAAAUGCCUGGCGGUUGGCGGCUCAGCUACCUCCGCGUGCCCGUCCCGCCCGUGCCUGCGCGCGAUCCAUAUAGGAGCGAAGAGAUCCGGCACAGGCGGGAGUAGCUGCCGCCGGACCUCCGCGCUGAUCCCGCGUACGCCGUCAAUUCCGACACGUGGCGCACCUGGCAUGGCACCAAGAAGGAUCCGAGGAGGAGAGGGGACUUCCCCUUCGACCCUCCACUGGCACCUUGUCGUUGAACACGGCAGCCGCCGCCGCCUGCACAGGACGACGAUGACGACGAGGAGUACAGCGAGGCGCUGACCUACUACAAUGAGGAGGCAAGGACGACAGCGAGGACUACGUCGCCUGUAGCGGGAGUAUUUCAGAGUCCAGACGUGGUACCACUGAACAGAUCCUCCAUCUCCAGUGUACUCCACCGUUCGGCUCGCACCCAUCCCGCUGCCUCCUUCUGCCGUCCCCACAGCUUCAGCCGUUCAGCGGCCAUAGCACUGGAAGGGAUGAUGAAGUAGAGCCGCAGCGGAGGCCGCUGCGUCAGGUGGUGCGUGCUGCACGCCGACGGGUCGCUUUCUGGCGGCCGGCGGAGCAAGUUCUGCCGCGGCGGGACGGCACCUGGAUGCUGGAGGGUUCGCUGGAUCCGCUCUUCCUCGAUUUCGAUCUUGUGGUUUAUUAAGGGAUUGCUUUAUACUGGUAAUCAGUUAGCUCACCCUUAGCGAGUACUAGAACUCUACGAGUCAUUCAUCGUCUUCCUACAUUAUCACAUUUGCCAUUCGUUCGACUCGCUUCUCAAUUUGUAGGGAAUUACGCAAAUUUACAGGCCAGGGAGUUGAUGUCUGUCAGUAGACCAGCACCAAUCAAUCAGUAUCAACAUAAGCUAGUUUUGGAGCCUUUGGUAGAAGGCAAAGAACGUAACUAGUAUUGGAGAAGCGUGCGAUUACUUAAUCAGCAUUGGACUGUAUACUUUUUCUCUUCUCAGAAACAACUCAAAGUAACUAGCAUUAUUUUGCGUUCAGGCAACGUUUGCUGCCAUUGGCUGUUGGACUGGCGUCAACAGGUUGAAGGUUUCUAGGCACGAUAGUCUUUGGUAGGUAUGGCUAGUUUAUAAUCCUUGUUUUACCAAAUUUCUACGGUAUCUUUGGCCGGCAAUUUGACUUUGGCGGGCAAAACGAUUGAAAGUACUAUAGAUGGAAAGCAACAUAUUCAUGAACCGACUCAUUACAUAUAUGACCAGUUAGAAUGAACAAAACAGAGCAGAUCGAGCAGCUCAAUGACCUCUCCAUGCAUUCUCUUCAUUGUGCUACUUGCAUUAUUGGCCAUCUCCGUGUCAGCCAUAGUGUCCGCUGUUGGGGCCUCUUCUCUGAGUCCGACCAGCGGCAACGGCAGUGACACUGAUCUCGCCGCACUGCUGGCUUUCAAAGCCCACCUUUCUGACCCUGAAGGUGUUCUUGCAAGCAAUUGGACCACCAGCACGUCUUUCUGCCAGUGGGUUGGCGUCUCAUGCAGCCAACGCACGCAGCGUGUCAUGGCCGUGGAGCUGCCAGGUGUGCCCCUCCACGGAUCCCUCGCUCCUCACCUUGGUAACCUCUCUUUUCUCUCCAUCAUCAACCUCACCAACACCAUCCUGACUGGCUCCAUCCCAGAUGAUUUAGGAAGACUGCAUCGCCUCAAAUUUCUUGACCUUGGCCGCAAUGGUCUGUCAGGUACCAUCCCACCCACCAUAGGAAACCUCACGAGGCUACAAGUUCUUGUCUUGAAGUUUAACCAUCUUUCGGGUGCAAUUCCGGCAGAUCUACGGAACUUACACAACCUUGGCUUCGUGAAUCUCCAGACCAAUUACCUUACUGGCUCGAUACCAACUGAUCUAUUCAACAAUACACUGAAGUUAAGUUAUCUAACCAUUGGUAAUAACAGUUUGUCAGGACCGGUGCCAUAUUCCAUUGCCUUGUUGCCUAUGCUCAAGUUUUUUGACCUCCAAUACAAUCAGCUUACUGGCCCAUUGCCUCCGGCUAUCUUCAACAUGUCUAAGCUCCAUACAAUAUACAUCUCUCACAACUACUUAACUGGCACUAUCCCUGACAACGGAAGUUUCAGUCUCCCCAGGCUCAGAAUAUUCAGCAUUGGAUUUAACAUAUUCACUGGUAAGAUCCCACAGGGCCUCGCGUCUUGUCGGGGCCUCAAAUCUAUUUCCAUGCCUACUAACUUUUUUGAAGGCGUUGUGCCAACAUGGCUGGGAAAAUUGCCAGAUCUUAUUUUCAUUUCCUUUGGUGGGAAUAACCUUGUUGGCUCAAUUCCUUCCGCACUUGGCAACCUCACAUGGCUAAGUGAGUUGGACCUAGGAAGGUGCAAGCUAACGGGACCAAUUCCGGCAAAUUUUGGACAGCUGGGCCAACUAUGGGAUCUGCGUCUCCGAAGCAAUCAGCUAACGGGACUUUUUCCUGCUUCGCUCGGUAACCUUUCUGAGUUAUCAAAUCUGUCGUUGGACCAAAACAUGUUGGCUGGGUCAUUGCCUAGAACAAUCGGCAACAUGAACUCAUUGGUGAGACUUACUUUUACAGAAACCAACCUACAGGGGGAUCUUGUCUUUUUGUCCAGUCUUUCUAACUGUAGAAAGCUCCGGUAUCUUGACAUCUCAUCGAACAAUUUCACUGGCGGCCUCCCUGACUAUAUAGGUAAUCUGUCAAGUCAGUUGGAAAACUUCUAUGCAUUUGAUACCAAUUUAGUUGGUGAACUUCCGGCUACAAUUUCAAAUUUAAGCAGUCUUAGAGUGCUAGACCUUUCAAAAAACCAGUUGUCUGGUGCAAUUCCAGAUGCAGUCAUGACGAUGGAGAAUCUGCUAUUCAUUAACCUCCGUCGGAAUAGCUUAUUCGGCACUAUCCCAUCACAGAUCGGAAUGCUAAAAAACAUAGUAAAGUUGCAUCUUGAGCACAACAAAUUAUCUGGCUCCAUACCUGAGGACAUCGGCAAUCUUACCAACUUACAACAAAUUAGACUAUCUUAUAACCAGUUAUCAUCAACUAUACCAUCAAGUUUAUUCCAUCUUGAUAGCCUCCUUUGGCUAGAUUUAUCUCAUAACUUCUUGAGCGGCACAUUACCGGUGAAUAUAGGCUAUUCAAAGCAAAUUUACCACAUGGAUCUCUCUGUGAAUCACUUGACAAGUAGUCUCCCAGAUUCGAUUGGAAAACUUGUCAUGAUGAUCAGUUUAAACCUGUCACACAAUUCAUUCUAUAACCAAAUUCCAGAUUCAUUUGACAAGCUGGCUAGCUUGCAAGCUUUGGACCUAUCCCAUAACAAUCUCUCAGGUUCCAUACCGAAGAUCCUGGCCAAUUUUACCUUCCUCGCUAGAUUGAACCUGUCUUUCAAUAAUCUACAAGGUCAGAUACCCAAAGGAGGUGUCUUCUCCAACAUCAGCCUGCAAUCGUUGAUGGGGAAUUCAGGGCUUUGUGGUGCUCCACUUUUAGGAUUUCCAAUGUGUGUGGAUAACUCUGUAAGAACCAACGGUCUCAAGCUCAAAUUUUUUCUCCCUGCUAUCAUUGUGAUAAUUGGAGCUGUGUCAUCCUGCAUAUUUGUAGUAAUCAAAAGAAAAGUUGGGAAGCAGCAGAAAGUAACAGUUUCUGUCGGAAUGGUUGACACCACAAACCGCAAAUUAGUCUCCUACCAAGAGCUCGCUCAUGCCACUGACAAUUUCAGCGAGAGCAAUCUCUUGGGGUCCAGCAACUUUGGGAAAGUUUUCAGGGGCAAACUGAGCAACGGUUUGCUGGUUGCAGUAAAAGUUUUGGACCCGCAGCUGGAACAUGCCACUAGGAGCUUCAAUGCUGAGUGCCGCGUGAUGCGCAUGGCACGGCACCGCAACUUGACAAGGAUUCUCAGCACCUGCACCAACCCAGAAUUCAGAGCACUAGUGCUUCAAUACAUGCCCAAUGGAAGCCUAGAGAAGCUCUUACACCAUUCUCAAGGCAGAAGGCACUUGGGCCUCCUCGAGAGGCUUGGCAUCAUGCUUGACGUGUCGAUGGCAAUGGUGUAUCUGCACCAUGAGCACUACGAGGUUGUACUACACUGCGACUUGAAGCCCAGCAACGUGCUGUUUGACGAGGACAUGACGGCACAUGUUGCAGACUUUGGCAUCUCAAGGCAGCUAGUAGGUGAUGACAGCUCCAUGAUCUCCGCCAACAUGCCUGGAACAGUUGGGUACAUGGCCCCAGAGUACGGAUCCCUUGGAAAAGCAUCACGGAAGAGUGACGUGUUCAGCUAUGGAAUCAUGCUUCUCGAAGUCUUCACAGGAAGGAGGCCCACCGAUGCUAUGUUUGUGGCAGGACUGAGUCUCAGGCAGUGGGUUGAUCUGGCGUUUCCUACGGAACUAGUCCAAGUGGUGGAUGGCCAGCUACUAGAACUGCAAAACUAUUGUUCUUCAAGCAGGAGCUUGGUCGAUGGUUUUCUUGUGCCAGUAUUCGAGCUGGGUUUGCUUUGCUCCAGCGAAUUGCCGGACCAGAGGAUGACCAUGACGGAAGUGGUCGUGAGGCUCCAGAGGAUAAAAAUUGACUACGUUAAAUGGGCAGCAGAGACUCAGAGUGCAGAUAAGUGAUCGAUUAAAUGCCCUUGCCUCCAUGUAUGUUCUGCUUCAGUGCUUCUUCACUAAGGACAAUGUCAGCUGCAUCAGGGUACUACUCACUUACAUGGCUACGUUACUUGUACAGUUUGAUCCACGUUUCGUUGAUGAUUUCUAGAUUAUGAUGCUUUGUUGUGUUGGAUGAAAUGUCUGAAAGGUGUAGCAGAAAGAGGCAGUAUGCUGGGAAAUGCCUGGGGCGCCGUUGGGAGGAGAGUUCUUUGGAGGAAGCCCCAUUGCGACAUGUAUCUAUUAUGUUAUAAUUUUGGUGUUGGCCGUAGCUUAUACAGUGUUCUCUUACGGCUAAUCUCGAGCCCUUGUACGUCUCUGUACACUUUGUAUGCUUUUCCCUUCUAUCUUUAUAAAAUUCGGCCGAUAUUAUGUCAUAAUUUUUUAUAUACAAACUAAGCACAAAUCAAUAUUGAUGCUACAUCCAU
Messenger RNA from Lolium perenne, 7710 nucleotides. The record is from RefSeq and is a predicted model, not a curated record. Lineage: Eukaryota; Viridiplantae; Streptophyta; Magnoliopsida; Poales; Poaceae.